Mucor mucedo is the source of this 1646-nucleotide messenger RNA. RefSeq lists its product as uncharacterized. Lineage: Eukaryota; Fungi; Mucoromycota; Mucoromycetes; Mucorales; Mucoraceae. The record is from RefSeq and is a predicted model, not a curated record. The coding region runs from base 38 to 1501 and encodes 487 amino acids. The transcript has a single exon.
AUUUUUAUUUUUUUUUUAUUAAUUAUUAUAUGGAAUCAUGUGGAUAAAGCAUAGAAAAUUGUCAUUAGGCCUUGUGUUUAUAUUUACAGCAAGUCUCCUAAUUUCGUGCUAUUAUAUCUAUGACAAACAAAGUAAUACGAUGCGUAAUUAUGACGAACAAUAUUUAGCAUAUCUACCCCAUUCUGGACUUUCAAAUCAAAGAAUCGAACUAGCCAACGCUCUAUUACUAGCAGCCAUACUAAAACGCACCCUCAUCGUCCCACCUGCAUUCCUGGGAAGUGUGGUGGGAUGGAUGCCCAUGGAGCAAUUACUUGAUCAUCUGAGUUGGUUGACAACACCCAAAGAUUUUGACUCAUUAUGUCAACGACCCACACCUGGCGACUUGCAUAGUUAUACACAAAGAAGCAAAUGUGCUGAAUACAACCAAUUUGCUGCUAUACCUUGGAGUCAACUUCAUGACUUUUCCUCACUCGAACCGCAUGUAAAGAUACGUUUUCAUGAUACCGUCUCCUUUGAAAAAUUACAGGCUGACUUGGGCGUCACAGACGACGAAACCUAUGUUCACCGUGACGACCAUUUAUACGACUGGAGACUCUAUGAAGACAUUGAGGAGGCGAAUAGAAUAUUAGCCAAUGGAUCCAACUUUGUUGACUCCUUUACCGAUAGAAAAUUCUACAAGAUUUUCACACCCUCAGAUUGGCAGAAUAAAAAACAAAGGUUACUUCAUUUAGGGGGUAUUUUUGGCUCUACAAGAAUGAAUAUGGUCAAACCAAAACAUAUUCAGUUACAAAAGAUGAUAUCGGAGACACUUCAUUACAGAUUGGAUACACCUCUGGGAGAGACGGUGGCGGGGAUUGUGGAACAUUUGGGUGGUAAAGCAACGUUUAAUGGGAUUCACUUUCGACUGCGAGAUGUCCCUUUUAAAAAAUACGCUCUCGAUAAUCUUCAUGCAUUUGAACGUAAUAUGUCGAUUGCCACAGGUACCCCUGUACCACCUUUACCGCCGUAUGAUGAAUUUGGCGUGCUUACAUCCUUACCGAAACCCCCUCCUUUACCUCAGGAUACGAUUCCUCUAAAACCCCAAACAGACUUGACUUUACCGCCAUGGGUCAAUGUCUGUGAGAAUGUGUCACCCCAUAUCAAUAGAUCAAUGGAACACGUAGGAUGGAGGGCGGUUGUCUACAUAGCAACAGACCACCGAGAUCUUCGCGCAGAAAAUAGUCGACUGCUGGAAUGGUUUGAUUAUUUCCCCUGCACCUUGACCCUCAAUGAUAUACCAAAAGAAUUAUUAGAUCCGCUGGAUGAACUCCAUUGCAUGUUUAACCCAUCCAAGUCAUUGAAAAACUAUCUUAUUCCACUGGUGGAUGCCAUGGUCGUUGCUCAUGCAAGAAGAAUAUUUACAACACCCAGAUCCACCUUUUCCAAAUACAUUGGAGAAUUGAACGAGGCUUGGGUACUGAAAGAACAAGGCUAUACCUUGGCAUCAUUCUAUACUUAUUAAAAAAAACAAAAAAACCUUCUGUAAUAAAAAAAUCACACGCAUAUAUAGACAACCCGACUUCUAUUCAGGGCCACUUUUUUUUUUUUUUUUAAUAAAUCACAAACACCCCAAAUAAAGAAAUACUCCCUACUGGGAUGACAGUCUG